Cyprinodon tularosa is the source of this 2636-nucleotide messenger RNA. It is a transcript of the gene stk11, whose product is annotated as serine/threonine kinase 11. Gene Ontology annotation, biological process: establishment of cell polarity; regulation of cell growth; protein phosphorylation. The transcript has 11 exons. Gene Ontology annotation, molecular function: protein kinase activator activity; ATP binding; protein serine/threonine kinase activity. NCBI's taxonomy places the organism in Eukaryota, Metazoa, Chordata, Actinopteri, Cyprinodontiformes, Cyprinodontidae. Bases 822 to 2138 code for a protein of 438 amino acids. Gene Ontology annotation, cellular component: cytoplasm. The record is from RefSeq and is a predicted model, not a curated record.
AUUUGACGCAGUAACGUGUGGGGCGAGUUCAGGGGGGAGGUAAACAAGAUGGCGACAACCUGAGAGGCAAGAGUAGCACGAAUAGUCCGAAAAAAUGCAUUAGUCUUGUGUCAGACGGAGAGAGAAACAGCUUUUUCCGCGGACGGACACUCAGCGGGUGACUUGCUCUGGAAACUGUGGUGACAUGGAGGACACCUAAGAACGGUUCAACAUAUUGGAUGGUCCAGUCAACCUUUGGGAGCUUGAUUGGCACUAGUGGCAGACGCUCCUACUACUCUGAUUGUUGAUCUACAUUUGGAUCAGGCUAUAUACACACUGCAGGAACUAUGUCCAUUUGUAAGGACCUCUGACAGAAAUGUACGGCUCUAAGGUUUCAAAGAAAGACUUGUUGCCUUGACUGGAAGGUGAAUAGUAUUAAAAGCCUAAAUAAAUUAGCAAAACUGUCUCAGUUCAGCAUUAAUCUCAAUAAACCUAGUUCAUAAUGAGCAGUAUUAAGUUCUAGCACAUCACUGGACCCACCUUGUUCUGCACCUUUUUGUUUGUUUUUUUGUUUUUUGUUUUUUACCCCCUGCCCCUGAGUAAAAGGAGCCCUAAUGUUUACAGAUCUCAGAUUGUUCAUCCACCCGUUUCCUGACCCUCAGGCCCUAUUUCCCCUUUAUCUAUUUUCAGUCUUUUUCAUCCUGUUAUUCAUUCAUCCUGUCUAAUGGAUCUACUUCAUUUAGUGCUAAAAGGUUAACAACAAACCACACUUCCGUACCCAUCGUAGCCAUUUGCUAACCAUUGUUGAGCAUAGUGAUUAAGCUGUUGUAAAUCUUGCAAUCAUGAGUGACUGCGACCUGCCUCAUCUUGAGUAUCUAAAUGACAAUGAACUCAUGGAGAUGGAUACUUUCAUUCACCGCAUUGACUCUACCGAGGUGAUCUAUCAGCCACGGAGGAAGAGGGCCAAGAUGAUUGGAAAGUAUCUGAUGGGGGAUCUGCUGGGGGAAGGGUCUUAUGGCAAAGUGAAAGAAAUGUUGGACUCAGAGACACUUUGUCGCAGAGCGGUCAAGAUACUAAAGAAGAAGAAGCUUAGAAGGAUUCCAAAUGGAGAAGCCAACGUAAAAAAGGAAAUUCAGCUGCUAAGAAGACUCCAACACAAGAAUGUGAUCCAGUUAGUUGACGUACUCUAUAAUGAAGAGAAGCAGAAAAUGUAUAUGGUAAUGGAGUAUUGUGUUUGUGGAAUGCAAGAAAUGCUGGACAGCGUCCCGGAGAAAAGGUUUCCAGUAUUUCAAGCUCACGGGUACUUUUGCCAACUCAUAGACGGACUUGAAUAUUUGCACAGCCAGGGAAUCGUUCACAAAGACAUUAAACCAGGAAAUCUGCUGCUGACUACGGAUGGAUCUCUUAAAAUCUCUGACCUUGGAGUCGCAGAGGCCCUUCACCCGUUUGCAGAAGAUGACACAUGUCGUACGAGUCAGGGCUCACCAGCCUUCCAGCCCCCAGAGAUCGCCAAUGGACUGGACACCUUUUCAGGGUUUAAAGUGGACAUUUGGUCUGCUGGAGUAACACUAUAUAACAUUACGACAAGUCUGUAUCCGUUUGAGGGAGACAACAUCUAUAAGCUAUUUGAAAACAUUGGUAAAGGAGACUACACUGUUCCUGAGGAGUGUGGACCCCUCCUGUCAGACCUGCUGAGAGGAAUGCUUGAGUAUGAUCCUGCAAAGAGGUUUUCCAUACAAAAUAUCAGGCAACACAACUGGGUACGGAAGAAACAUCCUCCAUCUGAACGCCCAGUACCCAUCCCUGGCUGCGCAGAGAGCAGGGACCAGUGGCGCAGUAUGACAGUUGUUCCCUACUUAGAGGAUUUGCACGGCUACACAGAGGAUGACGACGACGAGCUCUAUGAUGGAGAGGAUGAGAUCAUUUACACUCAGGACUUCACAGUGCCAGGGCAAGUGGUUGAGGAGUACCAGGAUCAAGGGAAUGCAGACCAUAGCCCAGCAGUAGCCAAGCCAGUUUGUGUGAAUGGGACAGAAGGGGGGUCUCUAAACAGCAAGUCCAAAGCUGAACGCAGGUCUUCCUCCUCGUCGAACCCCUCACGUAAAGGAGUUUCCACAGCCAGCAAAAUCCGCAAGCUCUCCACCUGCAAACAGCAAUGACAGCCCUCUGAUCCUUGUUUUUCCCACAACAGCAGCCCAUCUGGUCAGCCUGUCCUCUGUCCUCUUCCCUUUUUCAUCUGGAGUCUUCACGGCUGGGAAUGAAACUGCUGACACUGACGUGCCCACACCUCCCCGGACCCCUGGCUUGCGUAGUCUUGUUUUAGGGGUCUGGGUUAAGAAGGACGACAUGAGAAGUUCUGUUUGCUCUGAGACUGAGGCCUUUGCUGUGAAGAUGUUUCUUUUCUUUUCUUUUUUUUUCUUGUGUCAUCCGGUUCUGGUUAUUUCCCGCCCUCCCUGUUCUUUCAUCUUCAUCAGAUGGCCAAGUGUUGCACCGGGCGUUUCGGACACCAUCACCCUUCAUCCAGCCCAAACCCCACCCCCCAUUCUCAAUCUGUUUCUCCAGCUACCUUUGUUUUUACUGAACCCUGAUGGCAGUUUUUAAUGCACAUUGUGAUGUGUAAAAUAUUAAAGUGGGGAAAAAAGCAAAUGUAUGGAUAA